Molecule: messenger RNA, 2006 nt
Organism: Rosa rugosa (rugosa rose)
Lineage: Eukaryota; Viridiplantae; Streptophyta; Magnoliopsida; Rosales; Rosaceae
Exons: 5
Coding region: 257-1561 (434 amino acids)
Source: RefSeq, a predicted model, not a curated record
GUGCUUUUUAGAAAGACAAUUCUGAUUCGUUCAUCGAGGGUUUGUUGGUCGGUGGUGCCGCGUUGGAAUAGUCGGGCUGUCAGCGUCGUCGUUUGACAGCCCGAUUUUGAUUUUGAUUUUGAUUUUGAUUUUGAUUUUGAUUCGUUGAAGACGAGUCCAACGCAAGGAACCCACCCAGUUUGCUUGCUUUCCCAAUCUCUCUUCAUUAUUAUGUUUAUAUUGGCAUGAGAAGGAGAAGGAGAUUAAGAUUUUCAUCAUGGGUUCCUUGUCUGGAAUCCUUCAACGCCCUCUAAUCGCCGCCGCCGCUGUUGGCUUUGCUUCUUUUUCUUCCGACUUCUCCCUCAUACUGCCCUCUCACAAAUCCAAAUCCAAAUCCAACGACUCCUCCUCGGAUUUAUCAACUUCAACAACAUCUUUGUCGUCACACAUUUCGCUUUCUAAGCUCGCAAACCUCUCCAGAAGAAUUCAAGUACCUGUUCCCACCAUUAACUUCCCAAUUCCCAAUUCCCUCUAUUCUUCGGUUGCAUCUUCCCCCGCUCUUCUUAAGCUCUAUCACUCUGCACACUUGGCGGCCAGAGCGCCCAACCCAGCUGCAUAUUAUAAACAUGAUGAUACAAUAUCAUCAUCUGCUUCCGUCCCUGACGUCUCCUACACAUGGCAUUUGCCUGAGCCAAAUGCUCUUGAUGUUUCCCGCACCUCUGAUUGUUCAUCAGCAGCAAAGAUGAGGACUGUGGUCGUUUUGCUGGGAUGGUUAGGAGCAAAGCAAAAGCAUCUCAAGAGGUAUGCCGACUGGUAUACUUCCCAGGGGUUUCACGUCAUUACCUUUACUUUACCCAUGGCUGACAUUCUCAAAUACCAGCCUGGUGGUAAAGUCGAAGACCACAUUGACCUGCUUGUCACUCAUUUGGCUGAUUGGUUAGAAGAGGAGCAGGGAAAGAACCUGCUUUUUCAUACUUUUAGCAACACCGGAUGGUUAACGUAUGGUGUAAUGUUGGAGAAGUUCCAGAAGCACGAUCCUUCUGUAAUGGGCAGGAUUCGGGGCUGCGUUGUGGAUUCCGCACCUGUUGCAGCACCUGACCCGCAGGUCUGGGCUUCUGGUUUCUCUGCAGCCUUUCUGAAAAAGCAUAGUGUAGCAACGAAAGGAACCACAGACGCUAGUGAGUCAGGGAUGGAUGCUUUGGUUGACAGCAAGGAAGUAGUGGCACCCAAACCUGCAAUAACUGAGGCAGCUUUGCUUUUAGUUUUGGAGAAGUUCUUUGAGGUGGUUUUGAAUCUUCCUACAGUGAACAGGAGGCUUUCUGAUGUUUUGGGCUUACUGUCAGCACGACAACCAAGCUGUCCGCAAUUAUAUAUCUACAGCUCUGCAGACAGAGUCAUUCCUGCAGGAUCUGUGGAGUCAUUCAUAAAACAACAGCGGAGGGCUGGACAUGAGGUUAGGGCUUGCAACUUUGUCUCGACACCUCAUGUUGAUCAUUUCAGAAAUGACCCGAAGCUGUAUACUUCUGAGCUAACUCACUUUCUGGAGGACUGUGUGCUUACUUGUUGCAAACAGUCCCGUUAACCUAAAUUAUUGAGCCACUGACCAUGACUCCAAUUCUUUUUCCUCCAAAAGUGUAUACGCUGUCCAAUUGAUUCAUCAGCGCUCAUUUUUUCGGCUGGUACUUUGGUGUUCACAUUGUAGAAGCAAAUAUACAAACUACAGGUUAUUCUCAUUAAUACAGAAGAGUCCCUCAACAUGGUUGGUGAUUGCGUACCAGAUGUUGUAGCCGCAUUACAGGCAAUGUCAUUCUGUUAUCUGAGCAAAAUGGCUUUUUCAUGGCCUGAGCUUUAUGUAUGCAAUUGUAAUUAUAUUCAUUGUGGCCAAGCCAUCUUUCUGAAAGAAUCAGUCUUUGUAUAUCAUGGAGAUCAAUACUAGAUGAGGUCUGAGGAACGAAUUAUGUGUAAUCAGAAACUGUCCUUGCGUGUGCACUGCACACUUGUAGCGAGUAAUGUAUCAUUUGAAAUCC